AUGAUUAUUCAUUCAUUCUUGUUCCUUUCUCCUUAUUCUUCUCUUUCUUCUUCAUCUUCCUUCUUUUUUCUUCUUCUUUGCUUUGAAAAUAACUUCUUCUUCUUCCUCUUCUUUUUCUUCUUCUUCUUCUUUUCUUCUUCUUCUUCUUCUUCUUCUUCUUCUUCUUCUUCUUCCUCCACUUUCCUAUUUUCAUUCGUUCUUUUCCUUAUUCUUCUUUUUCUCCUUACUUCUUUCUUUUUUCCUCACUCCCAUAUUUACAUUGCAUUUCUUUUUUCCUUUUCUUCUUUUUCUUCUUCUUCUUCUUCUUCUUCUUCUUCUUCUUCUUCUUCUUCUUCUUCUUCCUCCACUUUCCUAUUUUCAUUCGUUCUUUUCCUUAUUCUUUUUUCCUUCUUCUUUCUUCCCUUUUUUCCUCACUCCCAUAUUUCUUCUUCUUCAUUGCAUUUCUUUUUUCCUUUUCUUCUUCUUCUUCUUCUUCUUCUUCUUCUUCUUCUUCUUCUUCUUCUUCUUCUUCUUCCUUCUUUUCCUAUUUUCAUUCGUUCUUUUCCUUAUUAUUCUUUUCUCCUUACUUCUUUUCUUUUUUUCCUCCUCCCAUAUUUACAUUGCAUUUCUUUUUCCUUUUCUUCUUCUUCUUCUUCUUCUUCUUCUUCUUCUUCUUCUUCUUCUUCUUCUUCUUCUUCUUUUCUCCUCCUUCUUUCUUUUUUUCCUAUUUUCAUUCGUUCUUUUCCUUAUUCUUCUUUUCUCCUUACUUCUUUUCUUUUUCCUCCUCCCAUAUUUACAUUUGCAUUUUUUUUUCCUUUUCUUCUUCUUCUUCUUCUUCUUCUUUCUUCUUCUUCUUCUUCUUCUUUUCCUCCUUUUUUUUUGUCUUCUCCCUUUUAUAUUUUUCAUUCGUUCUUUUCUUAUUCUUCUUUUUUCUCCUUACUUCUUUCUUUUUCCUCCUUUUUCCCCUUAUAUUUACAUUGCAUUUCUUUUUCCUUUUUCUUCUUCUUCUUCUUCUUCUUCUUCUUCUUCUUUCUUCUUCUUCUUCUUUUCCUCCACUUUCCUAUUUUUCAUUCGUUCUUUUCUUUUUUAUUCUUCUUUUUUCUCCUUACUUCUUUUUUUUCCUCCUCCCAUAUUUACAUUGCAUUUCGUUCUUUUCCUUUUUUCUUUCCUUUUCUUCUUCUUCUUCUUCUUUUCUUCUUCUUCUUCUUUUUCUUCUUCGCCUUCUUCUUCUUCCUCCACUUUCCUAUUUUCAUUCGUUCUUUUCCUUAUUAUUCUUUUUUCUCCUUACUUCUUUUUUUUCCUCCUCCAUAUUUACAUUGCAUUUCUUUUUUCAUUGCAUUUUUUUUCUUUUUCUUCUUUUUUCUUCUUCUUCUUCUUCUUCUUCUUCUUCUUCUUCUUCUUCUUCCUCCACUUUCCUAUUUUCAUUCGUUCUUUUUCCUUAUUCUUCUUUCUCCUUACUUCUUUCUAUUUUUCCUCACUUUUUUCUCCCAUAUUUCUUUUCCUUUUUUCUUUUCUUCUUCUUCUUCUUCUUUUUCUUCUUCUUCUUUUUCUUCUUCUUCUUCUUUUCCUCCACUUUUUCCUAUUUUCAUUCGUUCUUUUCUAUUUUAUUAUUCUUUUUUUUUCUCCUUACUUCUUUCUUUUUUCCUCACUCCCAUAUUUACAUUGCAUUUCUUUUUUCCUUUUCUUCUUCUUCUUCUUCUUCUUCUUCUUCUUCUUCCUCCACUUUCCUAUUUUCAUUCGUUCUUUUCCUUAUUCUUCUUUUUCUCCUUACUUCUUUCUUUUUUCCUCACUCCCAUAUUUACAUUGCAUUUCUUUUUUCCUUUUCUUCUUCUUCUUCUUCUUCUUCUUCUUUUUCUUCUUCUUCUUCUUCUUCUUCUUCUUCUUCUUUUCCUCCACUUUCCUAUUUUCAUUCGUUCUUUUCCUUAUUCUUCUUUUUCUCCUUACUUCUUUCUUUUUUCCUCACUCCCAUAUUUACAUUGCAUUUCUUUUUUCCUUUUCUUCUUCUUCUUCUUCUUCUUUUUCUUCUUCUUCUUCUUCUUUUUCCUCCACUUUCCUAUUUUCAUUCGUUCUUUUCCUUAUUCUUCUUUUUCUCCUUACUUCUUUCUUUUUUCCUCACUCCCAUAUUUACAUUGCAUUUCUUUUUUCCUUUUCUUCUUCUUCUUCUUCUUCUUCUUCUUCUUCUUCUUCUUCUUCUUCCUCCACUUUCCUAUUUUCAUUCGUUCUUUUCCUUAUUCUUCUUUUUUCUCCUUACUUUCUUUCUUUUCCUCCUCCCCAUAUUUACUUUUUGCUUUUUUCUUUUUCCUUCUUCUUCUUCUUCUUCUUCUUCUUCCUUCUUUCCUAUUUUCAUUCGUUCUUUUCCUUAUUCUUCUUUUUUCUCCUUACUUCUUUUUCUUUUUUUUCCUCCUCCCAUAUUUACAUUGCAUUUCUUUUUCUUUUUCUUCUUCUUUUCUUCUUCUUCUUCUUCUUCUUCUUCUUUUCUUCUUCUUCUUCUUCUUCUUCUUCUUCUUCUCCACUUUUCUAUUUUCAUUUCAUUCUUCUUUUCCUAUUCUUCUUUUUUUCAUUCGUUCUUUUCCUUAUUCUUCAUUUUUUCUCCUUACUUCUUUCUUUUUUUCCUCCUCCCAUAUUUACAUUUGCAUUUCUUUUUUUUCUUCUUUUCUUCUUUCUUUUUCUUCUUCUUCUUCUUCUUCUUCUUCUUCUUUUUCUUCUUCUUCUUCUUCCACUUUCCUAUUUUCAUUCGUUCUUUUUUCCUUAUUCUUCUUUUUCCUUCUUUCUUUUUUCCUCCUCCCAUAUUUACAUUGCAUUUCUUUUUCCUUUUUUUUCCUUCUUUUUUCUUCUUCUUCUUCUUCUUCUUCUUCUUCUUCUUCUUCUUCUUCUUUUUCUUCUUCUUCUUCUUUUUCCUCCACUUUCCUAUUUUCAUUCGUUCUUUUCCUUAUUCUUCUUUUCUCCUUACUUCUUUCUUUUUUCCUCCUCCCAUAUUUACAUUGCAUUUCUUUUUCUUUUUUCUUUUUCUUUUUUCCUUCUUCUUCUUUUUUUUUUUCUUCUUUUUCUUUUUCUUCUUCUUCUUCUUCUUCUUCUUCUUCUUCUUUUUCUUUUUCUUCUUCUUCUUCUUCUUUUCCUCCACUUUCCUAUUUUCAUUCGUUCUUUUUCCUUAUUCUUCUUUUUCUCCUUACUUCUUUCUUUUUUUGUUCCUUCUCCUUCCCAUAUUUUCCUAUUUUCGUCGUUCUUUUCCUUUUCAUUGCAUUUUUUUCCUUCUUCUUCUUCUUCUUCUUCUUCUUCUUCUUCUUCUUCUUUAUGACUUCGUCUACUUUGCUUUUUGUAUUUCACUUCCUUGAUCAUUCAUUCACUCUUCUUCUUCUUCUUCCUCCUCUGCUGCUGCUGCUGCUGCUGCUGCUUCUUCUUUUUCUUCUUCUUUUUCUACUCUUUCCUAUUCAUCUUCCCCUUGAUGGAGGCUGGUGUCCAAAUUUAAUAUUAUAA
This is a messenger RNA of Acanthosepion pharaonis, 3453 nucleotides long. The record is from the annotation of a GenBank genome assembly. Lineage: Eukaryota; Metazoa; Mollusca; Cephalopoda; Sepiida; Sepiidae.